Penicillium cosmopolitanum is the source of this 696-nucleotide messenger RNA. RefSeq names its product short-chain dehydrogenase. The transcript is spliced from 3 exons. The record is from RefSeq and is a predicted model, not a curated record. Bases 1 to 696 code for a protein of 231 amino acids. Lineage: Eukaryota; Fungi; Ascomycota; Eurotiomycetes; Eurotiales; Aspergillaceae.
AUGGCUAGUACAACUCCGGUUAUUCUCAUUCUCGGUUCGGGACCCAAUAUCGGCCAUCAUGUGGCUCAGGCUUUUGCCACAAAGGGCUACAAAGUUGCCCUUGCAUCUAGAAGUCUUAAGGAAGAAGCCAGCAAUGCGGACCAGAUCCACAUUUCCGCUGACCUAUCCGAUCCCCAUUCCGUGAAGAGCAUCUUUUCGAAAGUCAAAGCAUCGCUCGGUCUGCCAAGUGUUGUUGUUUACAAUGCAUCUGCCGGCGCUCCGAACAAUCCAGCGGACCCCUUGUCUAUUCCCUUGGCCGACUUUAGUCGAGACUUGCACGUUAACACGACUAGUGCAUUUAUCGCUGCACAACAGGCGGCUUUAAGCUUCGAGAGACUCCCCGACCAUAGCUCCAAGACAUUCAUCUACACUGGGAAUAUACUCAACGAGACCACAAUUGCAAGUCUUCUGGAUGGUGGCGUGGGCAAAUCUGCAACGGCCCACAUCAUUCGCUCUGCUGCUGCCGCAUACUCCGAUAAAGGCUAUAAAUUCUAUUAUGCCGAUGAGCGGAAGGCUGAUGGGACUCCUGCGUACUCUAAGAUCAGUGGCGAGGCACAUGGAAAAUUCUAUGCCGAGCUCGCAGAGCACAAGUCUCAAGGUCCUUGGCAACAGACUUUUGUCAAGGAUGUGGGAUACAAGCACUUCCCAGCUGCUUGA